CCUAGGCUAGAAGGAGCAUUUUUAGUUGGGGAAUUUGUUGUAAAUAAGUGCCUUGCAGGAUCAUGCACCACUCUAGCAUGAAGGUGGACUUGUCCAACUUUUUCAAGGACGAACGCCGGCAGUCGUUGGUUUUCAUCGAUGCAACAUGGCAAAACAUCAAGGACGUUCAGGAUCAUAUUCAAAACCUCUUCAGUUUGAAGGACAUUAGCCUACUGACCACAGACGGGUGUUUUCUGCCCCCGAGGGAAUCAAUAAAAGUACUUAAAUCCGCCGAGGGACUAAAGGCCUUUCGGUUCGCUAAUCAUGACAGGGUCUCCUUCGUAAGUCCUGCUCCUGUGAAACCCAGCAAAAAGCGCAAGAAUCGCUCCGCCGAAGAAGGCUUUCACCUAGAUGCCUCUACUCCCCUCCGCCCAUCAAAGCGUUCGAAAAAUCAAGGCGACAAGAAAUGGAUUGAAACUGCGGCAGAAACAUCUCUUCUAAAAGCGGAGGAGCAAGCAAUCGAGACUCCUGGAUCUUUGGUGGAGUCAAAGCGAUCCAAUAAGAAAGACCAAAACAAAAAGACGCCUGAAGCUCAUACAAUUUCAUAUGCCACUGAGGAGGACCAGGGAGUGAAUAAGAAAAAGCGUUUCAGAAACAAGAACCACGAUAAAGCGUCUGAAGAUCCUUCGCCAACACUUCACUUGCCAGCUGCGCUGCAAGAGGAAGGGACGCCCGCUCCUUCGAGUAAAUCCAGUUGCACUCACCUGGAGAUAAAGAUCUCAAACAAGAAGAGUCACCCGAAAUCGCCUGCGUUUGAGACAGACAAAUCCACCGACAUGGAGCUGGAGAAAGCCGAAGAGGAGGAAGCAUCUGUUUCCACUCGUGAACUUUCCAACGAAAAGACCCUCUCAGGAUUUCCUGAAAUUACGUCGGAAACAUCCCAUUUAAAAGAUGUGGAUCAGAAGAAGCAGACCCCCAAAAAGCGAAAACGUUCCAAAAACAAGAACUCUUCGAAACAGUCGGAGACUUCGGUCAAUACUGCGGAGCUAACGGAGGCCCAUUCUCGUCCAACGGUUAGAUUUUAUUGCCCUCUCUUAGAGCUAGACCCCAAUAUUCCACGCGUAUUCGAAUUUCCAAAAAAAAAAACCGAUGUUAAAAUUUUAGAAAAUAUAUUACUUAAACCCAUUGACUUAAACCAAAUGGCAGUCAAUGGCAAAGAAUCAUCAACCUUGGAAUCUAAGACCUUAGAAGAUGAUGAUUCGACAGAAAAAAUACGCCUCGCAUCCCUACAUAUUGAAGCUAAAGAGACUCUUCCAGAGGAAACGACUGGUGAAGCAACCCUGCCCAAAGACACAUCUGAAAUGGAAACAACUUUGCCCGACGACACGUUUGAGGCGGAAACUACCAUUCCAGAGGACUCAAUAGAAGCCAAAUCCGCUUUAGCAGGAAAUUCGACUGAAAUUGAACCAGCUUUUGCAGGCAAUUCGACUGAAGUUGAACCAGCUUUUGCAGGCAAUUCGACUGAAGUUGAACCAGCUUUUGCAGGCAAUUCGACUGAAGCUGAAGUAACCCUUCCGGGCGAAACCAGCGAAGCUGAGCCAACUCAACCUGACGAAUCUACUAAAGUCGAAUCCAUUCUACCGGACGACACUACUGAACUCAAUGAAGCUCGUCUAGCAGAAACAACCAAAGACGAAAAAACUUUGGCAGACGAAGAGGAGAUAUCAGAGAUUACAAAUAUAGUCCAACCCGAUGAUAUAAAAUACCCACCAGUACGCAUUUGUGCUGAAAGUUUAGAGUCCGAUUCCGAUGACGAUGUGAUGGUUGUAGAUGACUCUAAUAUGGAUAUUUCAGACUCAGAUUCAGAAGUGGAGUCAGUUCCGAUCCCGAAAGAUAAAGACACCUUAGACAUCAUUAAGGACCUGCUGCAGAGUGCAAAUCCUUUAAAUAGCCUGCCAACCAGAGGCGAUACGGUUAUGUUUAAACUGCAGAAAAUCAAGGGAAACGAAAGCUCAGGAACAACCGAGUUUAUCGCCGGAAACUGCACCUACGUCAACCGCCGUACCAAAGUCGUUACAGUGGAAACUAUCACCUGCCCCCCCGGAAUCGGACGUAUAUUAAACCAAUAUUGUAUGAAGGGCUUAGACGAAUCUUCUGAAGUAGUGGGUUCUUUAAGUGUUCAUCUUAGAGACAUGCUAGAGGCAAAAAUCAUUGUAGCCACAAUCGAAUGAUUAUGUAUACAUUAUUGUGUUCUAUUUCCAGGUGUUCGUAUUUGUAUAUUAUUUAAAGUAUAAACGAUUAAACAACAUUUAGAUGUA
Molecule: messenger RNA, 2297 nt
Organism: Drosophila biarmipes
Lineage: Eukaryota; Metazoa; Arthropoda; Insecta; Diptera; Drosophilidae
Product: coilin
Exons: 5
Coding region: 63-2210 (715 amino acids)
Source: RefSeq, a predicted model, not a curated record